GUGACGGUGCCCGCGGGGGGGAGCUGGCUGUACUCGGUUGCUCGGGAGCGGGACCGGGACAGAGUCGGAGACAGGGCUGAGGCUCCGGACGUUUCCCAGUGUCGUUGCUACCGUACCACUAGAAGUAAACAAUGUCUGAAAGAAAAGCUGUCAUCAAGAAUGCUGACAUGUCUGAAGACAUGCAGCAGGAAGCUGUGGAAUGUGCUACCCAGGCAUUAGAGAAGUACAACAUUGAGAAAGACAUAGCAGCUUACAUCAAGAAGGAAUUUGACAAAAAAUACAAUCCCACAUGGCAUUGUAUUGUGGGUAGAAACUUUGGAAGCUACGUGACUCAUGAAACAAAACACUUCAUCUAUUUCUACCUGGGCCAAGUAGCCAUCCUUCUUUUUAAGUCUGGCUGAAGAAGCUGAACUAUUGGGCUUCAAAUGCAGUUGAUCCAAGGAAAAGACUACUUUAAUUAAAAAGUACGCUCAGUUUUCACUAAUCCACAAAGGGAAACUUGAAGAAUGUGUCCAGUGUAAUUUCCAACAUGGUGAAACCAAAUUUAAGAUGGGUUUUUUUCCUCCUCCCUCCCCACCCUUCUUACAAAAGGUCACUACUGAAGUUUUAUGGUGACUUUGUAUUUAUUUUCUUUGUCCUACUUCCCAAUGUUUCCAAUUCAAUAAAUGAGUUUUGAUACCA
Messenger RNA from Chiloscyllium plagiosum (whitespotted bambooshark), 681 nucleotides. Its product is annotated as dynein light chain 2, cytoplasmic-like. The record is from RefSeq and is a predicted model, not a curated record. Gene Ontology annotation, molecular function: dynein intermediate chain binding. Gene Ontology annotation, biological process: microtubule-based process. Gene Ontology annotation, cellular component: cytoplasmic dynein complex. Lineage: Eukaryota; Metazoa; Chordata; Chondrichthyes; Orectolobiformes; Hemiscylliidae.